AAACGGGUUUUAAGUUGCUCUUACUCGGAAGGAUUUUGAUCGCCAAUGAAUAAAUAAAACCCCACCCACGCUUUUCGCAAAAAGACACCAUACGUGUUUUCGUUUUCCAAUCCACAGUCCAAGGUUCAAACUUCAAAAGGGUAUUGAAAAUGAAGUUCAAAGAAGGAAGUUCAGUGGAGGUGUUAAGAAAAGAUAAGGAUCCGUACGGUUCAUGGUAUUCUGGUACUACAAUCGGAUUAGAUGGGGAUCACUAUGUUAUCAGGUACAAGUUUCUUGUUGACCACAGAGGAGAUUUUGUUGUGGAAAGAGUGCCCAAGAAGAAAAUAAGGCCUCAGCCUCCACUUGAUCAGAAGAGAAAAAAACAAAGAUGGUUUGCAGGUGAUAUAGCUGAGGUAUUUGAUUCACAGUGUUGGAGGGUUGGGAAGGUUGCAAAAGUGUUGAGGAAUAAGCGUUUGGUUGUUAAGUUUUUCGGGUCAAUCCAACUUAAGGAGUUUCAUGUUUCUAAUUUAAGGUUUCGUCAAGUUUGGCGUGAGAAUAAGUGGUCGGAUUUUGUCAAAAUUCAAAACCAUAAGCAGGAAGUCAACAGUUCUAGACAGGAAAGUUCAGGUUUUGGCUUAGGUUGCAGAGCUCCACUAGAGGCAAUCUGUGAAAGAACGACGAACCCAGAUGCAGAAGGAUGUAACCAGCGCCUGAUAAUGAGACAUUCUUUGUCUAGGCAGGUUGGUAAUUCUACUUCUCUACAAGUAGUAGACAACAAUGUCAAAGCAGAAAAAGAAACAACAAACGACUCGAUGCAAGAUAGUAACGAGUGCUCGGUUGCUAGUUGUAGUUUGAACGAAACUGCUGAAUGGACAACAGGAGUUUCCCACAGAAUUGAUGAAAAUGUUUCUCAUGGCUCCGACGCCGAGUCUGCAUUUCCAACGGUGUCUAGUAAACGGAACAAAGUUUCAUCUCCCGGGCAUAAACUGGAAGUUGACAUCCACAAUUUGGAGCUUCAAGCGUACAAGUCAACAGUGCAGGCACUCUAUGCUUCAGGUCCCUUGAGUUGGGAACAAGAGUCUCUGUUGACAAAUCUGCGCCUUUCUCUACACAUUUCAAAUGAUGAACACUUACAUCAGCUUAAGCACCUCUUGUCUGCUCAAGUUCUUUGAUCGGACAUGGGAGAGAUUAUGUUCACUAGGGUACUUUGGCUGCCGUUUGUAGCUCUGUUGAGUGUACAUAUAUGUAAAUUGGCCAUGAGGGAUUUUUAUUUUUAGUUUUUAUUUAAAUUUUUCUGUCAGUUUAUGUAACGAUGUCAAUGACAAAAAACCAUGUCAACAUGUGUACAGCUAGUCAUUCUCCUGGAUUCCAACUUUUUGCAUGAGACCAAAUAAGGUGUUUUCAAUUAGAUCAUCAAGCUUAUCUUGAUUUGACUUUGUAGUAAUUGAGGUAAAAUGACCUUAU
This is a messenger RNA of Morus notabilis, 1443 nucleotides long. RefSeq lists its product as uncharacterized. The transcript has 3 exons. The record is from RefSeq and is a predicted model, not a curated record. The coding region runs from base 150 to 1151 and encodes 333 amino acids. Gene Ontology annotation, biological process: defense response to fungus. NCBI's taxonomy places the organism in Eukaryota, Viridiplantae, Streptophyta, Magnoliopsida, Rosales, Moraceae. Gene Ontology annotation, cellular component: nucleus.